AGGGGGUUGCAGAAGGAGCCGAGCGGCUGCUGCUCAAUGGCGGAAAAGCCGCCGGUUCUCUGACCGCCCCGGCCCCCUAGCAGUUGCGGGGGAGUUUACUGCCGGCGCGGCUGGAGUCUCUGUUUCUCAGGGUUCGGUGGCUGGAAGAUGCUCCAGAGAGACGGGGCUGCGGCGGAGGAGGUGGCGGCGGCCGAGUCGGCAACGGCGCUAGGGUGGAGAGAAGGCGGCAGCGGCGGCGGCGGCGGCGUGCGGGGCCCGACGGUGUAAACAGCCCCGGAGGCGGCGGAGGCGGUGGCCGAGACCCCGAGGGGAAAGCGGCGGCUGAGGCUGGUCGCGCCUCUGUUGAAGCCUGGGCGGAGUGCAGCGGGGGGCUCUGCGGCGGGCUCGAGCGGACACCCUAGACCUCGCCUCCCUCCCUCGCCCCAGAUUCAUUACUAAACAUGGGUGCAUUUUUGGAUAAACCUAAAACUGAGAAACAUAAUGCUCAUGGUGCUGGGAAUGGUUUACGUUAUGGCUUAAGCAGCAUGCAGGGAUGGAGAGUGGAAAUGGAAGAUGCACACACGGCUGUUGUAGGUAUUCCUCAAGGCUUGGAAGACUGGUCGUUUUUUGCAGUUUAUGAUGGGCAUGCUGGAUCCCGUGUAGCAAAUUACUGCUCAACACAUUUAUUAGAACACAUCACUAACAAUGAAGAUUUUAGGGCAGCUGGAAAAUCAGGAUCUGCUCUUGAGCCUUCAGUGGAAAAUGUCAAGAAUGGUAUCAGAACUGGCUUUUUGAAAAUUGAUGAAUACAUGCGUAACUUUUCAGACCUCAGAAAUGGAAUGGACAGGAGCGGCUCAACAGCAGUGGGAGUUAUGAUUUCACCUAAACAUAUCUACUUUAUCAACUGUGGUGAUUCACGUGCUGUUCUGUAUAGGAAUGGACAAGUCUGCUUUUCCACCCAAGAUCACAAACCUUGCAAUCCAAGGGAAAAGGAGCGAAUCCAAAAUGCAGGAGGCAGCGUAAUGAUACAACGUGUUAAUGGGUCAUUAGCAGUGUCUCGUGCUCUGGGGGACUAUGAUUACAAGUGUGUUGAUGGCAAGGGCCCAACAGAACAACUUGUUUCUCCAGAGCCUGAGGUUUAUGAAAUUUUAAGAGCAGAAGAGGAUGAAUUUAUCAUCUUGGCUUGUGAUGGGAUCUGGGAUGUUAUGAGUAAUGAGGAGCUCUGUGAAUUUGUUAAAUCUAGGCUUGAGGUAUCUGAUGACCUGGAAAAUGUGUGCAAUUGGGUAGUGGACACUUGUUUACAUAAGGGAAGUCGAGAUAACAUGAGUAUUGUACUAGUUUGCUUUUCAAAUGCCCCCAAGGUCUCAGAAGAAGCAGUGAGAAAAGAUUCAGAGUUGGAUAAGUACUUGGAAUCACGCGUUGAAGAAAUUAUGGAGAAGUCUGGGGAGGAAGGAAUGCCUGAUCUUGCCCAUGUCAUACGCAUCUUGUCUGCAGAAAAUAUCCCAAAUUUGCCCCCUGGGGGAGGCCUUGCUGGCAAGCGCAAUGUUAUUGAAGCUGUUUAUAGUAGGCUGAAUCCACAUAGAGAAAGUGAUGGGAUGGCAGUCUUGGGCACGUCCAUUUGUAGACCCGCCGAGCGCUCUGGUGACAAGAAGGCAGUGGCUGGCAGACCCUCCAAGGCCCUAAAAGUACAAGGACGAAAAGUUUUUGUGUAAACCUAACAGCCAAGUGAACCCAAAUUUCUGUAACACUAGUAUUUAUACUGCUAUUAACCUGUAAUUGUAUAGCUCAUUAGUAGUCGCAGAGAACUGUCACUGUGCCCUUCAAACUAUUUUUUCGCUGUCCUUAUAAACACCUGUGAUAAACACCUUGGCUUUCUGUCAGUACUUUUGAUUUUACCCCAAAGACACUCUGACUGAAGGUAUGUUGUAUUAAUAGGUCAGUAUGUUUCCCUUCUCCCAAAAGCACCAUUUAAAGCAGAGGUUACCGGAUUUCUGAAUACUUCUGUAAGAUUCUUGCAUCAUCUUAUGUUCUGAUUUCUAUGAUGCCCAUAUCUCUUCUGACAUCUAGUUAAGACAAGGGAAGUAGGUUUGAAACUGGUUUGUUUUACAUGAAUAAAAAAUCUUAAUUGCCCAUUAAAUUAGACAGUUUAGAAGACUUCAAAAACCUUUUAGGAAUAUAGAUGGUAGUGACUUUCUUGGUUAGGCAUGGAAUCAGCUCAAAUAUUUCUUACAGGUACUUCUUCCAGUGACCAAGUACUUUCAGACAAUACAUCACAUAAAUAAGCUCUUAAACUUUUAAUUACAAUUCCUUUUGUUAAUUUACUUCAAUAAUCUGGGGGUAGUAAAUGACUACAACCAUACAGUAACUGUACAUUCAUGUUUAGUCCUUGAGCACAAAGCAAGAAUGCCAAAGUUAAUACUUGCUUUGUCAAAGAAAAUCGGUGUCACUGUGCUAGGAAGUUACAUAGUGAAACUUUGACAGAUAUAAUUUUUAGAGAAAAACCGUGGAAAAUUGUCUUUCAUGUUUUGAUGUGUCUAUUUCUAUGAUGUAGUUAUGUGGAAUACCAUAUUUGCUGAGGGUGUUGUAUGGAUCUUUUUUUCCUGUGUUCUGUUUAAUUUCUGAAAGUAAAUGUUGCAAUGGAUGUAACAGGAGUCCAUCUACAUAGUACUUGUGUACAGAGCUUUCUUGUAUACUAAAACAUUCUUGGAAGACAACUGAAGUUGGUUAGAAUUAGUUUCAUGCCACACAUUUCCAAAGUUAGGGAUAUCUAUAUUAUAUAAAUAAAAUGCGCCUGGCUAUGUGAAAUUAUCUUUGAAAAGGAAGGAGUUCCUUUCUAAUUGUCCAUAUUUUUAUUUUGUUUUUAUAUACAUUUAUUUGUAUUUUCUUUAUGUAAUUUUUAAAGCAAUUGAGGUUCUUUCAGGGUGGGGUAGCCUGAAUCUAGGGGCUAAGACAGAAUGUUCUCUUCGAGUGUAACAGCAUGAAAAUGUUUCUCUAGUGAAAUGCCUUUCACCAUCAAAAAUGCACAUGUCACUUCUGAUUGCUUUUACAGGAGGAGAAAAAAGUCAGCCUACAUUUUCUAGACUGAUUUUUUACCAUGCACACAAAUAUCUAUCCAUUUGAAAGAUAAAAGAGUGGCAAGUAGAUCAAACUGAAUUACUUGUAGUUUGACUCCCUCCAAGGUUCUGACAACGAUUCUAAAGAAUUGUCAUUUGUGUCUUAUUUAAAGGUAGAGUAGUAUGUUUUAUAACUGGACAGAUGUAAAGAUAUAUAUUAUGAAACCUGAAAAUUGGAAAAAACCUAAAUGCCAGAUGUUCCGCUGGCAGCCUCUGACCUGACUUUCCUGUGACCAGAUUUGCUUGUGCCUUUGGGAAGAUUCACCUAUUUUCUUAGUUGUUUUUUUUUUUUCUCCCUUUCAUUUAUAGUAACUCCUGGUGCCAAACAUUAAAGUACAGCUAUUACGAUCACUCCUUCCUUCCUCUCUUCUGUUCCCCACUAUGUGGAUGACUAUACAAAUGAGGAAGAGGCAUGAGUGCCAGGUCUGGAAGGGCUAUAUAGGUGCCCAUUACAUUGGUAUUGGUAGUGUGGGAAGGUGGAUGAAGCAGAGCCUUGAAGAAUCAAUGUCCAACACAAGGUGUUCAUAGUCUGCAUGAGGGGACGUUGAGCAUCAUUGCUUUAUGGAGCAGAGAGCUUGAUUUGGAGAUACAAAGAGAGAAAUGAGAUUGGAGAUCGUGUAUAGACCUAGAUUGUAGCUUAGUCUUCUAGGCCAACUACUUGGGCUUUGGUCUUUUUAUAAUGAGAGGUCCUUGACAGCUUUAUAUCAGUAUUUGUAAUAUGAAUGUUUUGAGAAGAGCCAUGGCAAGUGGUCUGUUUUUGAAAACACACACACACAAACCAUCAUAAUCAUUUUAUGUAUGUCUUGAUGUAGUAAAGCAAUUUCUUAAAGCAGGACACUUUUUUUUUAGGGGGGGGGGUCUUCUCUGGACUUGCUUCUAUUCCUCUGACAUGUUCUCAGAGACCCUGACCCAAACUCCAUGCUGAGUAUUUCCUAGCCUUCAUUUGGACUUUGCCAAGAUAGUGAAUUAAAGAGAGUGUCUGCUGAACUCCUGGGAGAUUUGCACAGCCUUCCCCCAGAAUACUGUGUCUGAUGUGGAACUGAAGAGUUCGCUCAAUUUCCAGGAACCUGAUUUUCCUAGUUGUAGAUGGGAGACAAUGAUGUUUGAAUUCUAACAAUAUAUUCUUAGAUGACGGUAGAUUGUGACAAUAGUAUGUGACUCUGUAAUUCAGGUUCUUUUAAUUUGUAGCAAGACUUCAUGGUUGUACAAUGUCAAUGAUGCUAAUAAUUACAAGUUUUCUGAACAAUUCA
Condylura cristata (star-nosed mole) is the source of this 4342-nucleotide messenger RNA. RefSeq names its product protein phosphatase, Mg2+/Mn2+ dependent, 1B (gene PPM1B). NCBI's taxonomy places the organism in Eukaryota, Metazoa, Chordata, Mammalia, Eulipotyphla, Talpidae. Bases 441 to 1691 code for a protein of 416 amino acids. Gene Ontology annotation, biological process: positive regulation of canonical Wnt signaling pathway; protein dephosphorylation; positive regulation of canonical NF-kappaB signal transduction. Gene Ontology annotation, cellular component: cytosol; nucleus. Gene Ontology annotation, molecular function: magnesium ion binding; manganese ion binding; protein serine/threonine phosphatase activity. The record is from RefSeq and is a predicted model, not a curated record. The transcript is spliced from 6 exons.